Molecule: messenger RNA, 1952 nt
Organism: Lacerta agilis (Sand lizard)
Lineage: Eukaryota; Metazoa; Chordata; Lepidosauria; Squamata; Lacertidae
Gene: RCBTB2
Product: RCC1 and BTB domain containing protein 2
Exons: 13
Coding region: 85-1668 (527 amino acids)
Molecular function (GO): protein binding
Source: RefSeq, a predicted model, not a curated record
GGAGGAGGCGCCUCUCGGGCUACAGAAAUGGCAUAGACUUUCAUCUCUAAAUGAGCUAAACUAAGACUUGUUGAUGUUGAAAAGAUGCUGGAUGUUGGGAAAUGGCCAAUAUUUGCUCUCCGCUCUCAAGAGGAGUUGAAGUUAAUUCGCCAGGCCUGUGUAUUUGGCAGUGCAGGCAAUGAAGUACUUUAUGCAACUGAAAAUGAUGAGGUUUUUGCGCUUGGCACUAACUGCAGUGGUUGUUUGGGAAUCGGUGACACACAGAGCAGCAUUGAACCUCGAAGGUUAGAUACUUUAUGUGGCAAAAAACUAGCCUGCCUCAGCUAUGGAAGUGGCCCGCAUGUUGUUGCUGCUACCACUGAAGGAGAAGUAUAUACUUGGGGACACAAUGCUUAUAGUCAACUGGGAAAUGGAACAACCAACCAUAGUUUAGUUCCUUGCCAAAUCUCUACCAACUUGUUAAAUAAAAAAGUGAUUGAAGUUGCCUGUGGCUCACAUCAUUCAAUGGUUUUAACAUCUGAUGGAGAGGUUUAUACAUGGGGCUACAACAAUUCAGGGCAAGUUGGAUCUGGCUCAACAGCCAACCAGCCAAUACCACGGAGAGUCACUAGCUGCUUACAAAGCAAGAUUGCAAUUAACAUUGCUUGUGGCCAGAUGUGCUCAAUGGCGGUGGUAGAAAAUGGGGAGGUUUAUGUCUGGGGAUACAAUGGCAAUGGCCAGCUUGGAUUGGGCAAUAGCGGCAAUCAACCAACACCUUGCAGAAUAGCAGCUCUUCAAGGCAUCCGUGUGCAGCGGGUUGCCUGUGGCUAUGCACAUACCUUGGUGCUAACAGACGAAGGUCAGCUGUAUGCCUGGGGAGCAAAUUCCUAUGGCCAGUUAGGCACUGGGAAUAGAGGGAACCAGUCCUACCCUGCUCCUGUUCCUGUGGAUAAAGACAGAGUCGUAGAGAUUGCUGCAUGUCACUCUGCUCACACUUCUGCUGCUAAAACCCAGGGUGGCCAAGUGUACAUGUGGGGUCAGUGCCGGGGACAGUCUCUCACUCUGCCACAUCUCACCCACUUUGUCUGCACGGAUGAUGUGUUUGCUUGUUUUGCUACUCCUGCAGUGACUUGGCGUCUCCUCUCAGUGGAGCCUGAUGACCACUUAACAGUAGCUCAGUCAAUAAAGAAGGAAUUUGACAGUCCAGAUAAUGCAGAUGUGAGAUUUCAAGUGGAUGGAAAAUACAUUCACGUUCAUAAAGUCCUUCUCAAAAUUAGGUGUGAGCACUUCCGUUCAGUACUAAACAACAAUAAUGAUGAAAUUAUAGAAAUAAGUGAAUUCUCAUAUCCCGUUUACCGAGCCUUUCUGGAAUACCUCUACACAGACAGCAUCAGUCUUCCUCCUGAAGAUGCAGUAGGUCUGCUGGACCUCGCAACCUUCUACCGAGAAAAUAGACUGAAAAAGCUUUGCCAGCAAACAAUCAAGCAGGGAAUUUCCGAGGAGAAUGCAAUCGCCCUUCUUUCCGCUGCAGUCAAGUAUGAAGCAAAGGAAUUAGAGGAAUUUUGCUUUCGGUUUUGCAUAAACCACUUGACUGUAGUUACUCAGACUUCAGGCUUUGCAGAAAUGGACCAUGAUCUUCUGAAGAACUUCAUUAGCAAAGCCAGCCAAGUGGGAGCAUUUAAAAACUGAAGGAAGGGCAGUUGCAGAAAAUCAAGGUAUUUUCAGAAGGGAUACUUGCGAAGUGCUGAAAAGAGAGUACAUCUCAUGAAUGUAGUUUGGCUCUCAAAACACAGCCACUAACUUCAUGGAGUAAAAAAGGCAGCGGGACUCUCACGGCACCCCCCACCCACCCCGGGGAUAUUGUUGCAUCUUCUUUUAUGUCACUUGUUCAGCUUUGAAAAACCUUGCAGAAAUGCUGUUUGGCAGUUUGCAUUGGCAGCAUUCAGGAAUCAAUGUGCUGCCCUAGUAAGGGA